Triticum aestivum (bread wheat) is the source of this 1138-nucleotide messenger RNA. Its product is annotated as probable 3-beta-hydroxysteroid-Delta(8),Delta(7)-isomerase. Gene Ontology annotation, cellular component: endoplasmic reticulum; membrane. The transcript has 3 exons. Lineage: Eukaryota; Viridiplantae; Streptophyta; Magnoliopsida; Poales; Poaceae. Bases 67 to 594 code for a protein of 175 amino acids. Gene Ontology annotation, biological process: sterol biosynthetic process. Gene Ontology annotation, molecular function: steroid Delta-isomerase activity; cholestenol delta-isomerase activity; C-8 sterol isomerase activity. The record is from RefSeq and is a predicted model, not a curated record.
UUGACUACUACUUCGUGUACCUCCAUCUCCAAUCUCCAGCACCGGAUCGAGCCGGCGGCGGCCGCCAUGAGCGCCCACCCAUACGCGCCGGCGGGGCUCGACCUCACGGGCUACGUGCCGCUGCGCCUCUCCCAGCUACCUCGGUGCCUCCCUCUUUUUCCUCCUCUCCGUCUGGCUCAUCUCCGGUACAGUCCAGUCAAACCCCUCUCUUCCCAGCCCCAUCCUUUCUCCCACCUCCCUCUCCAGAUCCUGGUUCUCCUCGUGGCAGGGAGAUACGGCCGGAUAUCCAAGGCCGACCACGUGCUCUUGUGCUGGUGGGCGUUCACCGGGCUCACCCACAUCCUCAUCGAGGGCCCCUUCGUCUUCACCCCCAAUUUCUUCGCCAAGGGCAGCCCCAAUUACUUCGAUGAAGUCUCUAUGCUAUCGCAUCUCGGAGGUCCUACAACCAUAUCCUCCAGUUUGCUGUAUGUCUGGGUCAGCUCUAUGGAUGCUCGGUCUACUUCAUUACUGCCUACUUGGAUGGCUUCAACUUCUGGGCCAGUUCAUUCUAGUUCUGGGCAUAUUUCAUCGGCGCGAACAGUUCAUGGGUCGUGAUACCAACACUCAUCGCGACAAGGAGCUGGAAGAAGAUCUGCACAGCAAUUCAUCAAAGCGAAAAGGAAACAGCAGCUUGCGGGAGUGCAAGUUCAGCAAAGCAAGAAAGGCAAAAACAGGUGUACAAAAUUACAGUCCCAGGCCAGCAAAUGAGCUAUUACAGUGGGCAAUCCAGACUCAGGCUGGGAUUCCCAGUGCGGCGCAGCUGUCUUGCUUGGCUUCCUCCAGUGGCUGUGAGAUCUUCAUCUCCCACACACCAGCAGUCGCAGCUCCAGGGCGCCUGAUCUUUUUUGCUGGUUGGGCAGGGGAGCCCAGGAGGUCCAACGGCGUCACAGGGCUCUAUUUGUUGCUACUUAUUUGCAUUAAAUGAAAAGGUUGUGCCACCACGAAAGCCCUUCCUUUCAUAGUGUGUAUAUAACAUAAUGUCUGUUUUCGUCUUUCAGCAAACAGAAUUUUGAAGCCAAUUCUGGUGUGAUGAAUGAUAAUACUUGUGAAGGUGAUGAUUACAUUGAUUAUUUUGUAUAUACAGUUUAUAUUUCUCUCA